CUUCGACAGCGGCGCUUAGAGAUGGAGUGCGCUCUUGCCCUUGGAGGAGCCUAUGGCAGCUUCGGUGCUUCUCUGGGCAGCUUUGGAGCGUCUCUGGGGGUCGCAGGCGCUGCCCUCGCAUCGCCUGCGGCUUCCGGCGCUGCAGCAUCUGGCGCCGCGGCCGCCACAGCUGCAGCCGGCGCCGCCGGGACUGCCAGCCUGGCGGUGCUUGCUGCGCCAUGGGUAGCAGCAGCAGCUGCUGCAGCUGCAGUUGCAGCCGGAUCCCAGUGGGUCUUGGCUUUGGCUGAAGCGCAGAAGCAGCCACGUAUUGAGGAAACCAGUCAACCCGACAUGGCACUCAAUACGUCGGCGUCUUCAAGCGAUCAGGCAUCGUCAUCACCACUGCGGAGCUUGAGGUGGCCCACUACAAGAACUUUGAUGCAAGGGCAGCUUGAGGUACAGCAGCUCAAAGACAAGCUGGCUGACAUUGAGGCGCAACAUGCUUCAGCAACUGCAGCUGCUGAACAGCAACGGCAAGAGAUGGACAGCUUGAAAAGCCAGCUGCUGGAGUCAACUAUGGAGGUACAGCACCUGCAAGACAAGAUUACUGAAAUGCAGGAUAUGCAGGUGACAGAUCUGGAGAUUGAAGCUGAUGCAUCAUAUGAUGGCCCCCAUUACACUGGUUCUUGCACCCCAGAUUUUUGCCAAUACCUCAUGACCUAUCAAACGCAUGGUUAUCUCCUGCCCAAGAAAUAUGCGAAAAGCAUCAUCCUCGACACGAUUUCGCUGCUGAAGGGUACCAGCACAUUGGUAGAAAUCGACGUGCCCAAGGAGGGUAAAAUCACAGUCUGCGGGGACAUUCACGGUCAGUUCUAUGACCUUUUGAAGAUCUUCUACUUGAACAAUCUCCCUUCAGAGCAGAACCCCUACGUUUUCAAUGGGGAUUUUGUUGACCGCGGGCACUUUUCAACUGAAGUGGUGUUGACACUCUUUGCCUGGAAGUUAGCGCUACCAAACCAUAUACAUUUGAAUAGGGGAAACCACGAGACGGCACAGAUCAAUGGAUUUUACGGAUUCAAACAAGAAGUGGUCGACAAGUAUGGAGAGAACCUGUAUGAUCUCUUUUGUGAAGCCUUUCGCUUACUACCCCUUUGCCACCUGAUCAACGGGGCCGUUUUCGUGGUACAUGGAGGCUUGUUCUCGAAGGAUGAUGUCACUCUGAAGGACAUCCGCAAACUUAACAGAUAUUGCGAGCCGAAAGGAAUUCAGGGGUCUGAAGCUUUGAUCUGCGACAUGCUGUGGAGUGAUCCUCAGCACUGCCAAGGCCGCGCACCUUCAAAAAGAGGUGGACGUGGUGUUGGCAUAGCAUUUGGCCCAGAUGUUACCGAACGUUUUCUUCUGAAGAACAGUUUAAAGAUGAUUAUCCGCAGCCAUGAAAAAAAACGGAAAGGCUAUGAGAUAGCGCACAACGGAAAACUGAUAACGGUCCACGGGCCAAGCACCGACGGCAGGAUGAGGGGUGCCUACAUUAAUCUCGAUGGCACGAUGACGCCGACGUUCACCAGCUUUGAUCAGGUCACAGCCGAGGAUAUACAUACAGUGCGAAAUUCUGGAUAGUGCCGACAA
Messenger RNA from Cladocopium goreaui, 1605 nucleotides. Lineage: Eukaryota; Dinophyceae; Suessiales; Symbiodiniaceae. The record is from the annotation of a GenBank genome assembly.